Molecule: messenger RNA, 3421 nt
Organism: Limanda limanda (common dab)
Lineage: Eukaryota; Metazoa; Chordata; Actinopteri; Pleuronectiformes; Pleuronectidae
Product: poly(ADP-ribose) glycohydrolase-like
Exons: 17
Coding region: 163-2655 (830 amino acids)
Biological process (GO): nucleotide-sugar metabolic process; carbohydrate metabolic process; regulation of DNA repair
Cellular component (GO): nucleus; cytoplasm
Molecular function (GO): poly(ADP-ribose) glycohydrolase activity
Source: RefSeq, a predicted model, not a curated record
CAAACAUUGUCACAGUGUACUCUGAAGCUAAUGCUAGCAGGAGGCUGUCACUAUACUGUGUUUACUUCAGCGCCAGUACGAGCUAGGCUGUUUUCAGUUGUUAGCAUGUAAGCUAGUAAGCUCUGGUUGCCUUUCGGUGGUUAUUAUCUUAUCUUAAAAUGCAUGACUGCGAUUUCCGGUUAUUUGGUCCAUCGCCGUUUAGCAAAAUGGACAAACCCUGCACCGGUAUAUUUGCUUUCUUUAAAUAAGUCAGUACCGUCAUGCAUGGCUGCUUUUUUAGCCCCGAGACUUUCCCAGUUAUUAAAUAAAGGAUUUCCCAAAAGACGAGACUGGACACACGCCUCUCUGGUGGUGUCCGCUCAAGUUCUAUUAAUGACUGACUUUGAACCUUUGGCAAAGAGGCUCAAGGUCGGAACCAAUGCACCAGCAUCUCCAUCAUCCGUUCUGCGAGAUCAUUCUUUGUGUAGAAAGAUGCAAGAUAACGAGUCCGUAGAUGAUGAAAAAACAGGUGUAAAGAACACAGAGAUGAAGAUGGAUCUGCAGCCAAAGACGGGAGCUGGUAGUUUGCGAAGUGUCAAGAAAAACACUUCUCAUCAAAGAAUUGGCCCCAGACAGCAACAGAAGUUCAUCAAUACUCUGGAACAAUGGCUUGUUAAACCCAGGAAAAAUUCAGAUACACCUGAAGUGUGUCAAACCCAAGAUGAUGUGGAAAGUACAGAUGAUGGCGGCUUAGAAAGUACCUCAGCUCAGUCUCUGGAUUUCCAAAAUGCUGAAUUACCCACCGAAUUUAACAUGGAUGAAGAUACCCAACUCUUCACAGCACAAGACCUGGAGGAACACAGUCAGGUAUCACCUUCUUCCCAGGAUUCAGCAGCAAGUGGGCUUAUCCACACGCUGUCCUGCAAUGAUGGAGGAUCAGAAACAGAAGAAUUGGAAACGUGCUCAGCAAGCUCAGAAACCUCUGUCAGACACAAAAUCACAGAUUUCUUCUCGGGGAACUCAUCACGACGUCUACUUGGGAGAAAGGGCCAACCAGAUAAGUCCCCAGGGAAACAAGAUGGAGACAAGGAAUGGACAUCUGCUGAUGGAAAGCCUGAUGUUAAAUGGCUUGGGACGCCAAUCAGUGAGCUAAAGAGGAUGCCUGAAUGUGGCGGAUCGCUUCCCCCACUGAGGAAUGUUCCUGACCAGCACACUGUGAUGAUAAGGACAGACCUUCUUCACUAUGGUAAAGUUCCUGUUCCAUAUCCUGGUAUGUUUAAGGAUACCUGGGACUUCUUCCAUGCCAAGAUGCCCUGUUCCAGCAGUAAUCUGUUUCCUAUACAAGAUGAGGAAACGCAAGAACUUCAGAAUAAGAGUCGGUGGGAGCUGAUCAAGGAAUCUUUAAACAAGAAGUUCACGAGUCCACUUGAUAUCAAGAAUGCAAUAUUGAAAUACAGUCCUUCUAUCGCCAAGAAAUGGGACUUCACAGCUUUAAAUCAGUACUGCACUAAGGUCCUGAAGCCCGACGCUGCUGAACAUCUGUUUGACUUCCUGCUGCCAGACAUGGUGCAAUUAGCACUGAGAGCAUCUGAGCUCUGCACCAAGCCGAUACCUCUCCUCAAGAGAGGCAUGAACCACUCCAUCACGAUGUCUCAGGAGCAGGUGGCAUGUCUGCUCGCCAACGCCUUCUUCUGCACGUUCCCGCGACGCAACUCUAGAAAGACCGAGUACUGCAACUACCCAGACAUCAACUUUGUCAGACUGUUUGAAGGAUCCUCUUCAAAGAAGAUUGAGAAGCUGAAAACCCUGAUGUGCUAUUUCAAAAGUGUCACUGAGCAAAAGCCUCUUGGACUUGUAACAUUCACACGACAAAGUUUGGAUAAGCCCCCACCAUGGGAAAGCUCUCAGACUCACCUCACAAAGCUCCACAUCACGUGUGAGGGAACCAUCGAGGAUGAUGGUUGUGGAAUGCUUCAGGUGGAUUUUGCCAAUCAGUUUGUUGGAGGAGGCGUCACCGGUUCUGGUCUGGUUCAAGAGGAAAUCCGUUUUCUGAUCAAUCCGGAGCUCAUUGUUUCUCGCCUCUUCACUGAAGCCCUGGACCACGAUGAAUGCUUGAUCAUCAGAGGUACACAGCAGUACAGCAAAUACACAGGCUACGCUCAGACCUACAAAUGUGCCGGAAGCCAUCAAGACCCAACUCCAAGAGAUGACUGGCAGAGAAGAUGCACAGAGAUCGUCGCCAUUGAUGCGCUGCAUUUCAGGAACUUUCGGGAACAGUUUAAACCAGAGAAAAUCGACCGAGAACUCAACAAGGCCUACUGUGGCUUUGCUCGCCCUGAGGAACAAAGCCAAAACCUCUCCGCAGUGGCCACAGGGAACUGGGGCUGUGGCGUUUUCGGAGGUGACACACGUCUUAAAGCUCUGCUCCAGAUGCUGGCAGCUGCUGAGGCGGGCCGAGAUGUUGCCUAUUUCACCUUCGGUGACAGCCAGCUCAUGACAGAUGUCCACAACAUGCACUCUUUCCUCACGGAGCAGAACAUCAGUGUCGGGGAGGUGUACGAUCUCCUGGGGCAGUACAACAGCUCAGUGUGCAACAGCUGCCUCGGCCGGCGCCCUGACGUCAGCCUCUACUCCUUCAUCUACCAGCAGGUCAGCUCCUCCCUGGCACCCGAAUGAGUCCGACCGGCGCUCUGCCAGACAACAUGUCCCCACACACUGCCGUUAAGGUCAGGUGGCCGAUGAGUCACCGCGCCUUAUCUUCCUGGAAAUGAAACACGGAAUUUCAAUAUUCUCUGUUCUUACAGCUUUAUUUUUGACUUUUAUCAUAAUUUUUUCAUCAGUCUUUUUACACUACCAAAUGUGGUCUCUACCACGUGAAAAUCUGGCGUGCAGAAAACAACAACUGAAACGCAGGAGUUGAUUAUCUAUGACCCUGUUGUCGCUGGAGUCCAAGCUGUGUUCAUUUUGCCGCCGCUGGUAAUACGCCAAUGUAUUGAGCUUCAAUACGACGCAAUUGUGAUUUUAAUGGUGAAGCAAAGGUUGCCAUCCAUCUUCAGACUUUGUCAUGUUGCCUUUUUUUUACACCCACACAUAUCGAGCCUAAUUGAAUUGGCUGUCAGGAAUCGAGUUAAAGGGAAAGGAAUAACAAGAGCGGGGAUCGGAAAGCUUGGAGCGGACUCCAAGAUGAUUUAAAAAGCAGCCUGGCUCUCAGAGAAGUAAUCUCAUACCUUCUACAUUUAUAGUAGCGUUCUAGUUUUGAUCUUGGAUCCAUGAAUAUAUUGUUUUUGUGAUUUGUAAGAUUUAAAUGAAGCCAGUUGCACUUGAAAUCAUAAUUUUGUUUGUUUCAACUGAUAUCCGUGUAAAAUCUGUUUCUAAUAAUUGUGAAAUGUCUACACAUGAAUGAAUAUGGUGGAUACUUGUUUUUUCAAACCACUCUUAAUAA